Molecule: messenger RNA, 4121 nt
Organism: Cavia porcellus (domestic guinea pig)
Lineage: Eukaryota; Metazoa; Chordata; Mammalia; Rodentia; Caviidae
Gene: Pex1
Product: peroxisomal biogenesis factor 1
Exons: 24
Coding region: 107-3922 (1271 amino acids)
Biological process (GO): protein import into peroxisome matrix
Cellular component (GO): cytosol; peroxisomal membrane; peroxisome
Molecular function (GO): ATP hydrolysis activity; ATP binding
Source: RefSeq, a predicted model, not a curated record
GGGGGCGGAACCGAUGAUCCUUUAGGGUUCCGACGCGCUUGGCCUGCUGGGUUAGGGGUCCGACAGCGCUCCCCCGCGGGUUUUCUCGGAGCGGCGCUUUGGGGAGAUGUGGACUAGCGACCGCCUGGCGGGGUCGGCGGCCGACGGGGUGGCGGUGACUGUGGCCUUCACCAACGCUCGCGACUGCUUCCUCCAUCUGCCGCGGCGCCUCGUGGUCCAGCUGCACUUGCUGCAGAAUCAAGCGAUAGAAGUCACCUGGGGUCUUCCGCCCGCAUUCUUGAGCUGGGUGGAGGGCAGGCAUUUUAUUGAUCAAGGUGAAAAUGUAGCUGAAAUUAACAGACAAGUUGCCCAGAAACUUGGACUUUCAAACGGGACACAGGUAUUUCUCAAGCCAUGUUCUCAUGUGGUGUCUUGUCAUGAAGUUGAGGUGGAACCCCUCUCAGCAGAUGAUUGGGAAAUACUGGAGCUGCACGCUGCUUCUCUUGAGCAGCAUCUUCUAGAUCAGAUCCGAAUAGUUUUUCCAAAAGCUAUUUUUCCUGUUUGGGUUGAUCAACAAACUUACAUAUUUAUCCGCAUUGUUGCACUAAUGCCAGCUGUUACAUAUGGAAGGCUGGAAGCUGAUACCAGGCUCCUUAUUCAGCCAAAGACACGCCAAACCAAAGCAGAAACAUUUUCAAAGGCAGAAGGUGCAUAUGGAAAAUUUCCUAGUGAUGAAAGAGACCAAAGAGGAAUGACAAAAGAAUUUCAAACCAAACAACUGCAAUCAAAUGCUAGUAAAACAGACUCAGUUAACUUAUCAUCGAUACCAAGCUUAUGGACUAUGAUAGGAAACAUUUUUUCUUUUGGAUCUGAGAAGAAACAAGAGACAUCCUGGGGUUCAACUGAAAUCAAUGCUUUCAAAAAUAUGCAGUCAGAGAUUGUUCCUCUGGAUAAUGUUUUCAGAGUGUGCAAAUCACAACCUCCUAGUAUACGUAACACACCAGCAACUUCUGUGUUUCAUAAACACUGUGCUGUUCAUGUAUUUCCAUGGGACCAGGAAUAUUUUGAUGUGGAGCCCAGCUUUACUGUGACCUAUGGAAAUCUAGUUAAACUACUUUCUCCAAAACAGCAAAGUAAAACAAAGCAGAAUGUCCUGUCACCAGAGAAGCAGAUAUCAGAAUCACUAGAUCAAAAACAGGUUAGUUCAGAGUAUAGUCAAGAAACUGAUAAGGGCUGUGUGCUAAAAGUAGUCUGGAAUGGACUUGAAGAGUUGAAGAAUGCUAUAAAGUACACCCAAAAUGUGGAAGCCCUCCAUCUUGGAAAAGUUUGGAUUCCAGAUGACCUGAGAAAAAGACUAAAUAUAGAAAUGCAUGCAGUAGUCAGAAUAACUCCAGUGGAAAUUACCCCUAAAAUUCCAAGAUCUCUAAAAUUGCAACCUAGAGAGAAUUUACCUAAAGAUACGAAUGAAGAAGAUGUAAAAACAGCCUUCUACUUGUGGCUACAGCAAUCUGCUACCACUGUACUUCCUUUAUUAAUAUCAGAGGAAGAAUUUAUUAAGUUGGAAAUUAAAGAUGAGUUGAAAGAGUUUUCUCUGCAUAUAGUUCACUGGGAAAAGGAAAAAAAAAAAGAAAAAAAUAUUUUUCUAUUGAGUACCAAUCUGCUGCAGAAGACCACAAUACAAGUCCUUCUAGAUCCUAUGGUAAAAGAAGAAAACAGUGAGGAAAUUGACUUUAUUCUUCCUUUUUUAAAGCUGAACUCUUUGGGAGGCGUGAAUUCCAUAGGCAGAUCCUCCAUGGAGCACAUCACACAGAGCCUCCUAGGUCGCCCGCUGUCUCGGCAGCUCACAUCCCUUCUGGCAGGACUUAGGAAUGGAGCCCUUUUACUCACCGGAGGAAAGGGAAGUGGAAAAUCCACUUUAGCCAAAGCAGUCUGUAAAGAAGCCUAUGACACACUGGAUGCCCAUGUGGAAAUAGUUGACUGUAAAGCUUUAAAAGGAAAAAGGCCUGACCACAUUCAGAGAGCCCUAGAGGUGGCGUUCUCAGAGGCAGUAUGGAGGCAACCUUCUGUGGUUCUGUUUGAUGACCUGGACCUCAUUGCUGGACUACCCACUACCCCGGGGCAGGAGCAUAGUCCGGAAACAGUGCAGAGCCAGCGUCUCGCACAUGCUAUGAGUGAUAUGAUCAAGGACUUUAUUUCCAUGGGAAGUUUGGUUGCCCUGAUUGCUACAAGCCAGUUUCAGCAUUCUCUGCAUCCUUUGCUUGUUUCUGCUCAAGGAAUUCACAUAUUUCAGUGUGUUCAACACAUCCAACCUCCCAACCAGGAACAAAGAUACGAAAUUUUGUAUCAUGUAAUAAAAAAUAAGCUAGACUGUAAUAUAAGCAAGUUCAGCGAUCUUGACCUGCAGUGUGUAGCUAAAGAAACAGAAGGAUUUGUGGCCAGAGAUUUUACAGUCCUUGUGGAUCGAGCCGUUCAUUCCUGUCUCUCUCAUCAGCACAUAUCUGCUAAGGAAGAACUAGUUUUCACAACAUCAGACUUCCAGAAGGCUCUUGGAGGAUUUAUUCCUGCAUCUCUGCGAAAUGUCAACCUACAUAAACCUAAAGACCUCGGUUGGGAUAAAAUUGGUGGAUUGCAUGAAGUUCGGCAAGUACUCAUGGAUACAAUCCAGUUACCAGCCAAGUACCCAGAAUUAUUUGCAAACUUGCCCAUCCGACAGAGAACAGGAAUAUUGCUGUAUGGUCCUCCUGGAACAGGAAAAACCUUACUAGCUGGGGUAGUUGCGCGAGAGAGUGGAAUGAAUUUUAUUAGUGUCAAGGGACCAGAGGUACUCAGCAAAUACAUUGGAGCAAGUGAACAAGCUGUUCGAGAUAUUUUUAUUAGAGCACAAGCUGCAAAGCCCUGCAUUCUCUUCUUUGAUGAGUUUGAGUCCAUUGCUCCUCGAAGAGGUCAUGACAACACAGGAGUCACAGACCGGGUAGUUAACCAACUCCUGACUCAGUUGGAUGGUGUAGAAGGCUUACAGGGUGUUUAUGUAUUGGCUGCUACUAGUCGCCCUGACUUGAUUGACCCUGCCCUACUCAGGCCUGGUCGACUGGAUAAAUGUGUAUACUGUCCUCCUCCUGAUCAGGAGUCCCGUCUUGAGAUCUUAAACGUACUCAGCGACUCUCUGCCUCUGGCAGAUGACGUGGACCUUCGGCAUGUGGCAGCCGUGACCAAGGCCUUCACUGGAGCAGAUCUGAAAGCUCUGCUCUACAACGCCCAGCUGGAGGCCUUACAUGCGCGGCUGCUCUGCAGCGGCUUGCAGGAUGGAGGUUCCAGCUCUGAUAGUGACCUAAGUCUGUCCUCGAUGGUCUUUCUUAACCACAGCAGUGGCUCUGAUGACUCAGCUGGCGAUGGAGAAUGUGGCUUAGAUCAGUCUCUUGUUUCUCUAGAGAUGUCAGAGCUCCUUCCAGAUGAAUCAAAAUUUAAUAUGUACCGGCUCUACUUUGGAAGCUCCUAUGAAUCAGAACUGGGAAACGGAACCUCUUCUGAUUUGAGUUCUCAGUGUCUCUCUACAGCCAGCUCUGUGACUCAGGACUUGCCUGGGCUUCCUGGGAGAGAGACCCCGUUUCCUCAGCCUUCGGUGUUCAGGACAGCUUCUCAGGAGGGCUGCCCGGAGCUCACCCAGGAGCAGCGAGAUCAGCUGAGGGCAGACAUCAGUAUCAUCAAAGGCAGAUACCAGAGCCAAAGUGGAGAAGACGAAUCCCUUCACCAGCCAGGACCAGGCAAAACUAGUGUGGCUAUUAGUCAGUCACAUUUAAUGACUGCCCUUAGUCACACAAGACCCUCCAUUAGUGAAGACGACUGGAAGAAUUUUGCCAAGCUGUAUGAAAGCUUUCAGAAUCCAAAGAAGAAAAGUCAAAGUGGAACAAUGUUUCGACCUGGACAGAAAGUAACUUUAGCAUAAAAUAUACUUUUUUUUUUUUUUUUUUUUUUGUGGCUUCUCCGUAUAUUGUAACAGUACAAAAAAAUGGUGUCUGUAAACUUUUUUUUGAUUUGACAGAUUUGGUUAAUCAUACAAUUGCAUAUUGGUAACUGCUGUGAUUAUGUAAUGAUCAAGAUUACUUGAGACUAAUAUUGUUGAAUAAAUUGAGAUAUUUAUUACA